Molecule: messenger RNA, 3489 nt
Organism: Penicillium antarcticum
Lineage: Eukaryota; Fungi; Ascomycota; Eurotiomycetes; Eurotiales; Aspergillaceae
Product: tRNA (34-2'-O)-methyltransferase regulator RTT10
Exons: 4
Coding region: 1-3489 (1162 amino acids)
Biological process (GO): tRNA methylation
Cellular component (GO): cytoplasm
Molecular function (GO): protein binding
Source: RefSeq, a predicted model, not a curated record
AUGUCCCUCUCUCUCCAGCAUAUUGAUACUUGCGUUCCGGUGGCAGCAUUAAAGGCGUUUGGCUGGAACGAUAGAAGAUUCGUCUUUGAAGGCCAAGGCCUUUACUUCCGUGUUAUUGACGAUGCCACUGGUGUUGUCUCUGCGCAAAUUCAGGCUUUCAAAAGAAACAAUGUCCAUGGAUUUAUUACUCUAAACCAACGGUCAACCGACCAUGGCACAGGUCACAUUCAAAUGAUCGUUUGGGGUGGGCGCUCAGUACGAGCCAUUGAUUUGUUCAUGGGACCUGGUACUGAAGUUUCCUUGUCAACCUCCAGUGCCGAGUUCUAUGCCCCGGACUGGAUCAUGAGCGGAUGUGCCUCUGCUGAGAAUGGUCACCAUGGAGCGUUCAUGAUUACUGCAAAUAAUGCCAUCAUUGGGUUGGAGCUACGUAACAGAGAGGACUCGAAAAGGGAGACAAUCAUCUCCAUACACCAGCUGGCGACGAGUGUAAAGUCAAUCCUUUACUCUGCCCAUGUGAUUGCGCUCUCCCCUUUUCACGUCCUCAUGGCGUCCGGAACUGUAUUUGGAGAAAUUAUCGUUUGGUCUUGUUUCUUGAAUGGCAGUGGAAUAAGCCAGGUCAAUGCCGUUGCUUCCAUCCACCAUUUCUUCACAGGACACGACGGCUCGAUCUUUGAUGUUCGAAUCUCUCCCCAAAUUGUAUCCUUGAACGCAGGGCAGUCUGGUCGACUUUUAGCCAGUUGCAGUGAUGACAGGACCGUGAGAAUCUGGGAUAUCUCAGAUUGCGAGCGGAAAACCGCACAGGAUCCUUCCGCAUAUUCUACAGACGGGUAUGAUCUGCGAAGCACAGGCUUUGGUCUUGUUGAAGAAGGCGAGAAAGGCGUUGGAUCCGAAUCCUGCGUCGUUCAGGCAUUCGGACACAUAGCCCGCAUUUGGGGAGUCCAUUUCAGAUCCAUUCAACACGAUGAUCAAACUGGAGUGGGGCUCGUAUCUCGUGGUGAAGAUUCUACAUGCAUUAUGUGGGAUCUGACCUGGCAAUCAAUAUCCGGCGGAUCAACGCAAUAUAAUCUCAACCAAACUUCCUCGUUGCAUCCCCAUUAUGGCAAACAUAUCUGGUCCUUAGAUCUCUGCAGGCUUGGUUCUGAAACCAUUGUUUACACUGGAGGUGCCGAUGGUGCGUUGAAAAGCUUCUCCAUCGAAGAAAACGACGAUCGAUUCCAGGACAUUCACACUUUUCCCGUUGACCAACCUUCUUCGUUGCAAAAGAGGCCCCACAAAAGUCAGGGAUUGAAAGCAUCUGCCUUUGUCUCUCACGACUGCCUGCUUGGGUGUUCUGCACAAGGUCAAGUCCAACUUGGAUAUUUGAACGGCAUGGAGACAAACAUUACUUGGAAGGAGUUAUGCAUCCAGCCUGAGCUGGCUUCUUGGGUGUUGAUGACUAGUGAGCCUCGCAAAGGCCUAGCAUUAAUCAGCAAUGCCCGAGGACUAAUUCGAUUGUACAACCACAGCACAAAAUCGAUUGUUGAAAUCACAGAACUUGGCACACGGCCUCUCAAUAUGUUCUUCCUUGAAGCCCAGGCACCGGAAACAGAAACCUCAGACCCAUUCAAGGGCUUUACGUUCUUGGUCUGUUAUACGGCAGAGGAGAAGAUUACGCUUGUCACAGUCUCCGAUAGGAACAGCAAUUGUCCAAAUGUCCAAACAUCUACGAUCGGCGUACCGCCUUCAUUCGUGGCGGCCAGUGCAGCUCUAGUCUUUAAUGGUCAAUACUUGGCUGUCGGCUCCAAGGGCGGCGGACUUGGCAUAUUUGAAACAUUCAAUGCUGACAUAGGUUCGUGGCCAGUGUUUUUUGAUCGACGUGUUCAUGGCAAGGAUUUUGUCAAUCACCUGAGCCUAAUUUCAUCUGUUGCUGGAGCGAACGGUUCAAGGGUUGAAUACUUAUUAAGCUGCGGUCGUGAUGGCACAUAUUGCGUUCACGAACUCGAGCUGCGCGAAGACAGAGAACAGGCAGUCUCAAUGCAAACAGUGCAUCGCACCGCAUCUCUGGUUGGAGGUAAUAUCGAAGGGGGCUAUUUCGACAAAACGACCGGCCAUUUCAUGUUGUAUGGCUUCAGAUCUCAAGACUUCGUCCUCCGCAACGAGUCUAAGUUGACAGAUGUUGUGACGGUUGCUUCUGGUGGUUUCCGUCGAGCCUGGGCUUUCCACCCAGGAACCAAGGAUAGUGAUGCUUUGUUCACAUGGAGAGACCAGGGUGCAUUGCAGACCACCCGUAUACGCCAUGACGCCCGCUGCUUGUUGAGAGCUGGGGCUCAUGGACGAGAACUUAAAUCAGUCGACCCUCUGCUUGCCACAGGCGCAGAGGACACUACCGUUCGUCUCUUCAAAUCGGCCCCUUCAACGACUGCUACUUCAAGGACUGCCUUUGAGUGCCUGCGUGUCUUGGAUACACACAGAUCUGGUAUUCAGCAAGUGACCUGGUCCAAGGAUGGAAGAUACUUGUUUACCAGUGCUGCAUAUGAGGAGUUCUUUGUCUGGAGAAUUAGGGAAGUUCCCUCGUUCGGAAUCGCCACAAAGUUAAUUGCGGCCAGCCCCAAAGAGGAUGCAGACUCAGAUCUCCGGAUUCCUAGUUUCGAUAUACUAGAAGUAGAAGAUUACGAUGGGAAACAGAGCUUCAUUGUGUGCCUUGCUCUAGCGAACUCCACUCUCAAGAUCUUCCACUUCUCGCCAUCUAAUGAGGGCAGCUUCACCCUUCUGGCUUCUGGGCGAUACACGACGAACUGUUUGACCCAAGCACACUUCUUGGUGAAAGACUCGUCCGUGAGCCUUAUCACUGCAGCCACUGAUGGCCACUUCACGUUCUGGGAUUUGACCAGCACCCUCGAGCCAUUCUACACGAUCACUCAGUCAAGCUUGAAGGCCAAAAAGCCGCUCGAUGGCUUCUCUUUCUCACCGGAAAGCAUCACAUGCGAGAGCCGAUAUCAGAUUCAUUCCAACAGCAUCAAGGCGCUGGAACUAGUUCCAAUUUCCGAAACGAACACUGUUAUCGUGGCUGGAGGCGAUGACAACUCAAUCUCUGUCUCUCUUCUCACGACGCCGUCUGGUUCAGGCGUUAGUGCGCAGGUUACCACGGUGUCCAUUCCCGACGCGCACGCAGCAGCAGUGACCGCAGUAAAGGUGCUUAGCCAGCAUGUGUCUCGGGAUGUUGCCUCCAACAUCCAAUCUGCAAAGAUUACUGUCGCAUCCUCUGGAAACGAUCACCGAGUCAAGGUUUGGGCGAUCACCGUGGACCCCACACAGCUUGGCACGCAGGGGAUCACACUCGAAUUCUUACUGGACAGAUACAGCUCUGUGGCCGAUAUAUCGUCAUUGGGGCUUAUUCAUGGAUCUGGACGUGACCCCUCUGCUGAAUCUGAUGUUUCUGCUUUGAAAGAGAAUCAAGCGAAGCUGGUGGUAGGCGGGGUUGGCAUGGAGAUGUUUGGUGUCAAGUUGUAA